Molecule: messenger RNA, 792 nt
Organism: Orussus abietinus
Lineage: Eukaryota; Metazoa; Arthropoda; Insecta; Hymenoptera; Orussidae
Product: ES1 protein homolog, mitochondrial
Exons: 4
Coding region: 1-792 (263 amino acids)
Source: RefSeq, a predicted model, not a curated record
AUGCUGCGCCUCGGUUCUCCAAAAUGGCGGCGCUGGGUGUCGCCAACCCUGCGGUGGUACCACGCGACAGGGUCUCUACAAGCGAAAAAGGGCGUGUGUCCAUCGGAACCACCACCAGUGGCCAUCGUCCUCUGCGGAUGUGGAGCCCUGGACGGGACCGAGAUCUCCGAAGCGAUGUCGCUGAUCUACCACUGUUGCGGGAAGUCCCUGAGGCCCUGCUUCUACGCGCCCCAGGUGGACAUUUGCGGGGUGAUGAACCACCUGACCAUGGAGCCGGACACCUGCGGGGUGCCGAGGAACGCCAUGGUCGAAAGCGCCAGGUUGGCCAGGUCGAACCUGAGACCCCUCUGCGACUGCAAGGCCUGCAACGCCGAGGCCCUCUUCAUCCCCGGAGGCUUCGGGGUGGCCAAGACCCUGAGCGACUUCGCGACCAAGGGGUCGGAGUGCGUCGUCCAGCCGGACCUGAAGAACGCCAUCGAGGACUUCGCCUGCAGCAGGAAGCCCAUCGCGGCGAUGUGCAUCGCCUCUGCCAUUGCUGCAAGGGUCUUGAAGGGUGCCAAAGUGACCCUCGGGAAGGACAAGCCUCCGGAACUCUGGCCAUAUGCAGAUGCGAUCGCGCAGGUCCAGAAAAUGGGAGCCUGCGUGGAGUUGAAGGAUGUUAAGGGGGUCACGUACUGCACGAAACAUAAUCUAUUUACCACGCCUGCCUGGCUUUAUGCCGCAGCCACGUACUCCGAGAUACACCAGGGAAUCGGGAAUCUGGUGUGUGCGGUCGCCCAGGCCAUUAAGUGA